AUGGCCGCGCUGGUCCGCGCGUGCGCGCUGGCGCUCUGCGUGCGACGCGCGAGCGCGCUGGGUCCCGCCGUCGGCGUGGGCGGCGUCGCGCUCGGCGGCUUCUUGGGCUGGGCCUUCCAGGGCGUGGGCCCGAGCCCCGAGGCGCGGGCCGCCAUGGACGCGAACCCGCCGGCGGCCGUGCCGGCGCUCGACGGCCUGCUCUUCGGGUGCGGCGCGCCCGAGGUCGCGCUCUACUGCGGCGCCAAGGUCGCGCCGGCGUCCUACGCGCCGCUGGCGUGCGCCGUGAGCGACGAGCUCGGCGGCGCCGGCGUCCUCGUGCUCCAGUCGCCCUUCAACGUCUACGCGUUCAAGCCCGCCCGGGUCGAGGCCGUGCUCGCGGCGUACCCGUCCGCGACCGCGCGAGGCUAG
Molecule: messenger RNA, 408 nt
Organism: Aureococcus anophagefferens
Lineage: Eukaryota; Pelagophyceae; Pelagomonadales; Pelagomonadaceae
Exons: 1
Coding region: 1-408 (135 amino acids)
Source: RefSeq, a predicted model, not a curated record